This is a messenger RNA of Caenorhabditis sp. 36 PRJEB53466, 520 nucleotides long. Lineage: Eukaryota; Metazoa; Nematoda; Chromadorea; Rhabditida; Rhabditidae. The record is from the annotation of a GenBank genome assembly.
AUGUUGUCUGAAUACUUCCUUAAAGUCAGAGAGCGUCAGAUGGCUCGAGAGCGCGAGAACCGUCUUUUUAAGGCGUUGUUUCACGAGAUGAAACAAGCUGCCAAGGUCCAGUCCGUCCCGACUGACGGCUCUCCUCCCGAUGUCUUUCAAAACAUCGCCACGUGGGAGACUGUCAAAGGUCGAAACCCGAAAAAGGUUCUCCUGAGCGACGAGGAGAUGGACGCCCUCAUCGUAAGUGCCGAAGGGGAGCCGAUUCGCGAGGAGCUCGCCACGAAGCUAGGCAGAUGCUUGCAGCUCAAGGUUCAGUGGAAGCACUUUGAGAAACACGACGCCUCCUUCAAGGAUAUGUCAGUGAACAUCGAGAAGUCCGAGAAGGAGCUCAUCGGGGACGUGCUUGAGGAAGUGGAGAACGAGCAGCUCGGUUAGUUACGAAAUGAAUGAAGCCUAUGAAUAAGAAGACGUUGCAGCGAUCGUCGGGACCGUUCAUGAUGAUCACAGCGGAGACCCAGAGACUGACUAA